UCACAAACCCUUCUCCGUUUCUCCUUUCCUUCUAAGCAAAUCCCAAUUAGGAUCAAUGGAGACUCCAUCCUCUUUGAGAAGAGUGACAAGAUCUCAAACCACCAGUGCUCUUCAAUCUCAAAAGAGCAAACAAGAAGAUUUGGUGGUUUCAAGAUCAAGAACUGUGCUCCUGGACAUCACUAAUGACUCGCCAAUCAUCGGUUUGGCCAAGAAGACUCCGUUGUCAUCGAUGUCGAAGAGCUUUUCUCAGGCAAAGAAGACUCCAGGAUCUGGUGAGGCAUUGCUCAGAGGCCAAGUGAAGACAUUGCUUCAGAAGGUGGAGGAGGAGGAGGCUGAGCUUGUGAACAAGUUAUUAGAUCCCAAUGCUUCUCAAUUGGACAAGAUUUUGAUAGCACCUCCUGUUGUGGUUGUAAAUGGUGAUCCAGAGAUCAAACAGAAGCAUUACUGUUUGAUUCCCCUGGGAAAAGCCGAAACUGAUGAUCAUGUCAGGGCAAGCAUUGAUAAAGAAGAUGGACUUGAUGAAGAGGAGGAGGAGGAGUGUUUGGAUGAAUUGAUUGAUGGGUUGAUGAAGAUGUCAAUGCAGGAGGAUGAGAAGAGAGUGGCUGAGUUUGUAGGGAAGCAUACGAGGUUCAUAUACAACAGCGAUGAUGAGAUCGAGGGCGAGGAGGAAGUCGGCAAGAUGAAGAAUGUUUCGCCAAGUGUGUUGGUGUUGAAGGGUCUUCCUGUGCCUGAAGGGAAGCAUCUCCGCUUCCAGGAUGAAGAUGAAGAUGAAGAUGAGGAUAAAGAAGAAGACUAAAUUUAGAUUUGUCUUCUUUGCAAUUAACAAUACUCUGAGGUUGUUCAUCCCUGACAACCUUCAUUUGAUUCAAACUUUGUUUUUCUGUGUUUAAAUUUUCUCUUUUGUUUUGUCUGUUUUGGUUUAGAUAUUGGAAUUUUGUUGGAAUUGAUACAUCUUUUGAUCUUUUAUACUCAAUAAAGAAGCUCAAACUUUGAGUU
Messenger RNA from Dioscorea cayenensis subsp. rotundata (Guinea yam), 996 nucleotides. RefSeq lists its product as uncharacterized. The coding region runs from base 56 to 796 and encodes 246 amino acids. The transcript has 3 exons. The record is from RefSeq and is a predicted model, not a curated record. NCBI's taxonomy places the organism in Eukaryota, Viridiplantae, Streptophyta, Magnoliopsida, Dioscoreales, Dioscoreaceae.